Messenger RNA from Neospora caninum, 687 nucleotides. RefSeq names its product putative small heat shock protein 20. NCBI's taxonomy places the organism in Eukaryota, Apicomplexa, Conoidasida, Eucoccidiorida, Sarcocystidae. The transcript is spliced from 5 exons. Gene Ontology annotation, biological process: protein complex oligomerization; response to hydrogen peroxide; response to salt stress. The record is from RefSeq and is a predicted model, not a curated record. Bases 1 to 687 code for a protein of 228 amino acids.
AUGCAAAUUUGUUGUAGCGCCGCGCAACCUCCGUCCAGCCCGAUUGCGUCGCCCUCGACGCAUGUGCACCAGAACCAAGAACAUCUAUUCCUGCUUCCCCCCUGCAUUUCCCUUUAUAAAGUUGUCAAGAUGAGUUGCUGUGGCGGCGCCGUCGUUGAGCACGAGGUGGUGCUCGACUCUGCCAGCGAAGGAGACGAUUUGCUUCCAGAUCAGCUCAUCCCAUCCAUCCCACGGUCCGGGAAUCUGCUUUUGGCGGCCAACAAAAUCGCUGAAAUUCAAGCACCACCCGAGAUUCGGAAUAAGAUCACCUGGAAACCAGGAGUCGACAUUUUCUUUGAUAAGAAGGAGAGUACCAUCGAUUUGGUAAUGGAUUUGCCUGGAUUCACCAAGGACGAUGUGAGCGUAGAAGUUGGCGAAGGACAGCUGUUCAUCUCUGGGCCUCGGUCGAAGAAUGAGCUGAGAGAGAAGUACGGGGCCAAUUUGGUGCUGUGCGUCCAUGAGCGGCCCACUGGGUUCUUUCUGCGCGCAUUCCAGUUGCCGCCGAAUGCCGUCGAAGACUCAGUCCAUGCAGUUAUGACAAACGGAAUGUUGGAGGUCAAAAUCUCUUGCAUCCAAACUCACGAAAGGAAGAAGGUGGAGAUUUUGCUGCCGGGUGCAGCUCAGGCCGAGAAGGGGUCAAAGAAGUAA